Lentinula edodes (shiitake mushroom) is the source of this 303-nucleotide messenger RNA. RefSeq lists its product as uncharacterized. Bases 1 to 303 code for a protein of 100 amino acids. The transcript is spliced from 2 exons. The record is from RefSeq and is a predicted model, not a curated record. NCBI's taxonomy places the organism in Eukaryota, Fungi, Basidiomycota, Agaricomycetes, Agaricales, Omphalotaceae.
AUGGACAGGAAGAUCGUCAAUUCCACCUUGUCACUUUGGUCUUCCAUAACACUGCAGCUUGCCUCAACAACUGAAUCCGAUUACCGGUUCAUUUACGAGGAAGAUAUCGUCUUGUUGAUGUAUCCUAGUCGGUGGCGUAGUGUUUCCUUUGCUACCUUUCAUAACCGUGUAGGCAAGGACGUGUUCGGCGCUCUCAAAGAUGGACCUGAACCUAGUUAUCUCAAAGUCGCAUCUCCCAGACACUUGAUCUUACGGCCUGAAAAGGCAGAGUCGGUGUUGCCUCUUGGCCGCAAUCUGCAAUAA